CAUCACUUAUCAACUAAACAACAAAACCCCAUCGAGUUUUCAUACACAAACAACACACAACAGCUGUAAUGGAUUCUUGGGUUCGGGUUUUGAUCCUCCUAGGAUGCCUAUUUCCGGUUUUGGUCCAAUGCAGAGUUCGCCACUACAAAUUUAACGUGGUGAUGAAAAAUACUACUCGGCUCUGCUCAACCAAAUCUAUUGUCACGGUCAAUGGAAAAUUUCCAGGUCCCACUAUUUACGCUAGAGAAGACGACACGGUGCUUAUCAAGGUGGUGAACCAUGUUAAGUACAAUGUGUCCAUCCACUGGCAUGGAAUCAGACAACUUCGAACAGGGUGGGCAGAUGGACCAGCAUAUAUCACCCAAUGCCCUAUCCAGCCAGGGCAAAGCUAUGUGUACAAUUUCACUAUCACAGGCCAACGGGGCACCCUCCUCUGGCACGCACAUAUUCUAUGGCUAAGGGCCACCCUCCAUGGCGCCCUCGUCAUAUUGCCUAAGCUUGGUGUCCCCUAUCCUUUUCCCAAACCUAACCAUGAAAGAGUUAUCAUCCUCGGUGAAUGGUGGAAAUCAGACACGGAAGCUGUCAUCAACGAGGCUCUGAAAUCCGGCCUAGCACCAAAUGUUUCCGAUGCUCACACAAUCAACGGCCAUCCGGGGCCUGUUCCGAAUUGUUCUUCCACAGAUGGCUUCAUACUAGACGUCGAACCCGGCAAAACCUACUUGCUCCGCUUGAUCAAUGCUGCACUCAAUGAAGAACUCUUCUUCAAGAUUGCAGGCCACAGAAUGACGAUCGUGGAAGUGGACGCCACUUACGUAAAACCCUUCAAGACCGACACAAUCGUGAUUGCCCCAGGGCAAACAACCAACGCAAUCUUGACGACAGAUAGAGCCGUCGGCAAGUACAUGGUGGCGGCGUCUCCCUUCAUGGACACGCCGGUGGUAGCGGUGGACAAUUUGACAGCCACCGCCACGUUACAUUACUCAGGCACACUUUCCAGUUCUCUCACAACUUUCACAAGGCCACCAGCCCAAAAUGCCACCCCAGUUGCCAACAAUUUCACCAACUCCCUCAGGAGUUUAAAUUCCAACAAGUAUCCAGCGAAAGUACCGCAGAAAGUUGAUCAUUCUCUCUUUUUCACUGUCGGGCUGGGGAUCAAUCCCUGCCCCACGUGUAAGGCUACAAACGGAAGCCGAGUCGUGGCGGCUGUAAACAACGUCACGUUUGUGAUGCCCACCAUUGCUCUCUUGCAAGCACAUUUUUUCAAUAUUAAGGGAGUUUUCACCACGGAUUUCCCAGGGAACCCGCCGUUUGCUUUCAAUUACACAGGCAGCCCGCCGGCAAAUCUUGGGACUACAAAUGGAACAAAGCUUUACAGGCUACCUUACAAUGCUACAGUCCAGGUGGUUCUGCAAGAUACCGGGAUAAUUGCUCCUGAAAACCAUCCCAUUCAUCUGCAUGGAUUCAAUUUCUUCGUAGUAGGCAGAGGAUUAGGAAAUUUCAACCCGAAAACUGAUCCAAAGACGUUUAAUCUUGUUGAUCCUGUGGAGAGGAACACAAUUGGAGUGCCAUCUGGUGGAUGGGUAGCCAUCAGAUUCCUUGCAGAUAAUCCAGGAGUUUGGUUCAUGCAUUGCCAUUUGGAAGUGCACACGACAUGGGGGCUGAAAAUGGCUUUCUUGGUGGACAACGGAAAGGGCCCUAACGAGGUUCUUUUGCCACCUCCUAAAGAUCUGCCUAAAUGUUGAAUUUGAAUAUACUGAUUAUUUUUUAGUCUCAACUGUAAAAAUGGAGAGUUUUAUUUCCUGGCCAAAAAUGGAGUCUGGAGAGGCAAUCGUUAAGGGGAAAAUUAUAGUUAUUGUGCGCGAGCACUGAGAGCAAACAUCUAUUUGUUUCUUGAGUAAAGAAUAGUUUUGCUCAAGUUGAUUGAAGUCAAUAAGUAUACAUGAAUGGAUUUAUAUAAAGAUUCUGCAAAAUUUUAUACAAAAA
Molecule: messenger RNA, 1983 nt
Organism: Sesamum indicum (sesame)
Lineage: Eukaryota; Viridiplantae; Streptophyta; Magnoliopsida; Lamiales; Pedaliaceae
Product: laccase-4
Biological process (GO): lignin catabolic process
Cellular component (GO): apoplast
Molecular function (GO): hydroquinone:oxygen oxidoreductase activity; copper ion binding
Source: RefSeq, a predicted model, not a curated record